Messenger RNA from Saccharomyces eubayanus, 1926 nucleotides. It is a transcript of the gene TRF5, whose product is annotated as non-canonical poly(A) polymerase TRF5. The coding region runs from base 1 to 1926 and encodes 641 amino acids. Gene Ontology annotation, biological process: RNA 3'-end processing. Gene Ontology annotation, molecular function: poly(A) RNA polymerase activity; mRNA binding. Lineage: Eukaryota; Fungi; Ascomycota; Saccharomycetes; Saccharomycetales; Saccharomycetaceae. The record is from RefSeq and is a predicted model, not a curated record. Gene Ontology annotation, cellular component: TRAMP complex; nucleolus. The transcript has a single exon.
AUGACCAGGAGUAAAGCACAGUUUUCGCCCUCGAAAGUUGGGCAGAAAGAAUAUAAAAAUCCAAAACGAAUGCGGAAAUCAUCCUUUACAAAAACCCAGAAAAUGUUCGAAGUGUUCAACGAAAAUCGUUCGCAUUUUAAUAAGUAUGAAAGUCUCGCUAUGGAUGUUGACGACGAUGGAACUUUCGGAAAUUUUGUCCUGAUGGAAAAUGAUGAGGGGGGUAUCGACAUUCCUGAAAUUGAGGAAGAGACGUCAGGCGAUGAUGGAACGAUACACGAGUCUCUUAAGAAUGGUAAUUCUCUGGAAGAUAACCAUGACUUCAUUGCUUUUUCAGAGAGUUCUGAAGAUGAGGAAGUAGAAGAGAAAGUUGUGGAAGAAAAAAGCGUUCUUCUCGUACAGAACCAAUACGAAAUCUCCACUGUUACUUCACAACCACAUGAAAAUAGCGACAGCGUAUGCAACAUGGAGUAUCCUUGGAUUAAGAACCAUGGCCAUUCGAGACAACGCGGAAUAGCAGAUUGGUUAACUUUAGAAAUCAAAGAUUUUGUUCAUUAUAUUUCACCAAGCAAAGCCGAAAUCAAAUGCAGAAACAAGACUAUCGAUAAACUACGCAAAGCGGUUAAGGAAUUAUGGUCAGAUGCAGACUUGCACGUGUUUGGUUCAUUUGCCACUGAUUUGUAUUUGCCUGGUUCCGAUAUCGAUUGUGUGAUAAAUAGUCGUAAUCGUGAUAAAGAGGACAGAAACUACAUAUAUGAACUAGCGAGGCACUUGAAGAAUCAAGGACUAGCUAUAAGAAUGGAAGUCAUUGUCAGGACGCGAGUACCUAUCAUUAAGUUUAUAGAGCCACAAUCACAAUUGCAUAUCGAUGUCUCAUUCGAAAGGACGAAUGGGCUAGAAGCUGCAAAACUUAUCAGAGAAUGGCUUAGAGAUUCGCCAGGGCUGCGUGAACUAGUGCUCGUCAUAAAGCAGUUUUUGCAUUCAAGACGGUUGAACAAUGUGCAUACUGGUGGUUUGGGUGGGUUCACUGUAAUUUGUCUGGUUUAUUCAUUCUUAAAUAUGCAUCCACGGAUAAAAUCAAACGACAUCGAUGCCCCGGAUAAUCUGGGCGUCCUGCUGAUUGACUUCUUCGAACUUUACGGUAAGAAUUUCGGUUAUGAUGACGUUGCUAUAAGUAACUCCGAUGGCUACCCUUCCUAUAUUCCCAAGUCGCAUUGGAAGACUUUAGAACCGUCAAGAGGCAGAUUUUCGCUUGCCAUUCAAGAUCCCGGUGAUCCAAAUAACAACAUCAGUAGAGGGUCCUUUAACAUGAAGGAUAUCAAAAAGGCAUUUGCUGGGGCAUUUGAAUUGCUGGUUAAUAAAUGCUGGGAGCUAGAUUCCGCCACCUUUAAAGAUCGUGUAGGAAAAAGCAUAUUGGGGAACGUAAUCAAAUACCGUGGACAAAAGAGAGAUUUCAAAGACGAAAGAGACUUAGUGGAGAAUAAGGCGAUUCUCGAAAACGAACGCUACCAUAAGAAGCGUACGAGAAUAGUUCAUGAAGAUGUGUUCAUAAACGACACAGAAGAAUUGCCGGUAGAAGACAUCUACAAACUUGAUGAGCCUCUUAAAAAGAAGCGGAAGGGGAAAAAGGACAAGAAAGAACGAAAGACACUAGAAGGAACUCUACCCCCUCCCGCUUCUGAGGUAGCAGUAAAGAAGAGCAAACGACAACACCAGCAGAAGACAGUGAACCCCAGUCCAAAACCACAUCAUGACAAUCCCACCAUAGAUGCCUUGAUGGGACUUUCUGACAAUGAAGAAGGGUCUGACCAAGAUCGAAGAGAAAACGGCAUUCAACCGGGGCAAGACGAGAAGCAGCCGUUGAAAACGCAGACUGUGGACGCGCAAACCAGAAGAGACUACUGGCUCUCCAAGGGUCAGGCUCUCUAA